Molecule: messenger RNA, 849 nt
Organism: Prunus persica (peach)
Lineage: Eukaryota; Viridiplantae; Streptophyta; Magnoliopsida; Rosales; Rosaceae
Exons: 6
Coding region: 269-601 (110 amino acids)
Source: RefSeq, a predicted model, not a curated record
UAGAUUACGGUUUUGACCUUUCGGUUAUUUCUCUCCGUUAUGAAAUUUUCACUUUCGUUUCUUACACAACUCUGUUUCUCUGGAUCCAAAUGCUUCCAAUUUCUUCCGGUUUCUGCUUUCCACGGAUGACUUACAAAGCUCGAGGCCCUUUCCUCUAGCUCUCAUUCUAAUCUGUUUGGAACAAAAUAUUGAUGGUUUGACAGAUGGCAGUGAUGGCAACACUAAAGAAGACAACCACCACACUCAAAGGAACAAUGGGUCUGGAAGCAUGCAAUUUGCUGAUAAUGAUGUGAAAGUCCAUACUCAGCUCAGGCCUACAACUAAUGGGGAAGUGAAUGAGAAUUCCACAAAUGCUUCUGGUACUGGACCUCCUGCUGGUUUUUUGGGAGUAUCUCUUCAUUCCCCAUAUGAGAAAAUUGGAAUUAGCACAUCUUUUGUUGCUCCUUCCGCUGGUGCAGGGUUGCCUUUUGAUGCAAUGGUUCUAGGGUCAAUUUGGCCACUGGGCUUUUUGAUGAAGUAUUGCUCUAUGCUACAAAAUCGUAUGCUGGCUUAUCCUUCCUUUCUUUUUAAAGUUGGGACAGAGGACAAUGUUGAUCAGUGAUGCUGGGAAGUUUAUGCCUUUGGAAAGGACUCAACAUGGUUCUAUGACACAGUAAUAACAAGAUAGUUCUAUGACAAAGUAUAAACAAUGUACUUCUAUGGAAUGGUAUUAACAAUGUACUUCUAUGGAAUGGUAUUAACAAUGUACUUUUAUGACAUGUACUUCUAUGACAUGGUAUUAACAAUGUACUUCUAUGAAAUGGUAUUAACAAUAUACUUCUAUGACAUCGUAUUAACACUGUACUUUUA